AUGCCGGCAGUUAGAAGUUCCCGCCAUCAACACAGCCAGGAAACGGUGUCGCCCUUGGCGGCGGUAACACUUUCCGCGGAGGACGUGAGAAGCACAAGGGCGACGUUGAUAGCAGUUGUCAAGAAAACGCUCGGCAUCGAAGAUGCCAGCGAGCCACGCUCAGACGUGGAUGCCUUGGCAGCAAAGGUGGGGGUGAUCAAGGCAAUCGGCCUCAGCAACACCAAAUUUUCGCUGAAGACGAAGGCCAUGAAGACGGCUUUCCUUCUCGCAAUGUUGGCCAACCAAGAGGACGAUUUUCCGACUUUUCCAGAGGACGCAGAGGUUGAGGGGUUCAUGCAAGAGUGCAGAGAUGCGAUUUUCCCAGGAUUCAGGCCUGGGACGUACAACGGCAAACCCCAUGAGCCGAUGGAAGAGGAUAACUUCGAAAGGCUCGAGAGAGGCGAGGAUAGAGAGGCGCAGAAAGAAUACGACCGCGAGGUCAGGAGGAGUGUUGGGGGACACCAUGGCCGGUCCUUGGCCCAUGCGGAGUCGAUUCUGAUGUGGAGUAACAAACAGCUGUAUUUGGCUCGAAAAGACCUCUCAGCAUUACGAGAAAAGUGCGCUCAGCUGACUGACCAGCUGAACAUGGCAAACCGCGUCAUCGAGAUCAAGCAAGCCCAUAUUGCCGCUAGCCAGACACCCAACACCGUCCAUCCUGCUGCACAGCAAGAUCAACCGCAGCACAUCGAUCCGCUCAUCUAUCAUGGCUCCAACAUCCAGGAACUUGAUGGGAGGAGCGUCCAUGUCGACAGAGCAAGGCGUGGGUUGGCCGGAGCACACCCUCACACGGCGUCAAUGGAUAUCCGCAACACUGGGAUUGACUCCUCAAGUCAGCCCAUCCGAAUUCAACCGUCAUUCGGAAGUACAUCGACGGCCCUGCACCCUAGCACAUCGAUCUCCAACCAAGAGCACCAGCAGCCUCUGGGGUUCGGUCUCGAUUCGUUGUGGCCUAGAGGCAUCCCUGAGGCGAAUGGUACCACGCCCGGAGAUGAAGAUAUGUGGCCGGAGUGGAAUGAGACGUUUGAACGCCUCAUGGACCAAAUUCCCGAUCUUCAGGAUGAGGAAUUCGAGGGUAUCUUGAGUUCGUAG
Dacryopinax primogenitus is the source of this 1128-nucleotide messenger RNA. RefSeq lists its product as uncharacterized. The transcript is spliced from 3 exons. Bases 1 to 1128 code for a protein of 375 amino acids. Lineage: Eukaryota; Fungi; Basidiomycota; Dacrymycetes; Dacrymycetales; Dacrymycetaceae. The record is from RefSeq and is a predicted model, not a curated record.